CCCCCGCCCCUCGGGGCUCCCUCCCCGUGCCCGUCCCGCGGAGCCUCGCCGUGCCCGGUGCCAGAGCAGCGGGGGCGGCCAUGGGGAAGGAUUAUUACCGCACGCUGGGGCUGUCCCGGGGGGCCUCCGCCGCCGACAUCCGCCGCGCGUACCGGCGGCAGGCGCUGCGCUGCCACCCCGACAAGGACCGCUCCCCGGGCGCCGAGCAGCGCUUCAAGGAGGUGGCCGAGGCCUACGACGUGCUCAGCGACCCCAAAAAACGGGAGAUCUUCGACAAGUACGGGGAGGAGGGGCUGAAAGGGGGAGCCCCGGCCCCCGGGCCGGGGGGCUCCAACGGCCCCACCUUCACCUACACGUUCCGCGGCGACCCGCACGCCAUGUUCGCCGAGUUCUUCGACGGGCGCAACCCCUUCGACACCUUCUUCGUGCAGCGCAACGGCGACGAUGAGGACGGCGACGAGGCCUUCAACACCUUCCACGUGGGGGGCUUCGGCAGCGUCAGCUUCCCGCGGGGCCGGGGGGGCGAGGGCCGCAAGCAGGACCCCCCCGUGCUGUACGACCUGCGCGUGUCGCUGGAGGAGAUCUACAGCGGCUGCACCAAAAAGAUGAAGAUCUCCCACAAGCGCCUCGGCCCCGACGGGAAGACGGUGAGGAACGAGGACAAGAUCUUGACCAUCGAGGUGAAGCGAGGGUGGAAGGAGGGCACCAAGAUCACCUUCCCCAAGGAGGGCGACCAGACCCCCAACAACAUCCCGGCCGACGUGGUGUUCGUGCUCAAGGACAAGCCGCACGACGUGUUCCGCCGCGAGGGCUCCGACAUCGUCUACCCGGCCAAGAUCAGCCUGCGUGAGGCUCUGUGUGGCUGCACGGUGACGGUCCCCACGCUGGACGGCCGCUCCAUCCCCAUGGUGUUCCAGGACGUGCUCAAGCCGGGCGUCAAGCGCCGCGUGCCGGGCGAGGGGCUGCCCUUCCCCCGCUCGCCCGAGCAGCGCGGCGACCUCGUCAUCGAGUUCGAGGUCAAAUUCCCCGACAGGAUCCCCCCGGCCUCCAAAACCCUCCUGGAGCAGAUCCUGCCCCUCUAGUGCCCCCCAGAACCCCGCCCGGGGCCUGCGGGGGUGCGGACUCGGGGGGAGACCCCCAGGAACACCCCCGGCGUUGGGGGGGUCUCACUGUGCUCCUGCGCCUCGGGGGGUUUUGGGGUGUCCCUGUCCCCAAUCUCGGAGCUCGGAGGGGUUUUGGGGUCACCCCGCUCUCCCGGGGGGUUUUGGGGUAACCUGAUGGGACAGAAGUUGUUCCCGCUGUCUCAGGGGGUUUUUGGGGUGUCCUUGUCCCCCAUCUCAGAGUUUGGGGUCACCUGGUGGGGGCUGACCUUGUCCCCGCUGUCCCGGGGGGUUUUGGGGUGUCCCUGUCGCCAGUCUCGGAGCUCGGAGGGGUUUUGGGGUCACCCCGCUGUCCCGGGGGGUUUUGGGGUGUCCCUGUGCCAGUCUCGGAGCUCGGAGGGGUUUUGGGGUCACCUGAUGGGGCAGAAGUUGUUCCCGCUGUCUCAGGGGGUUUUUGGGGUGUCCUUGUCCCCCAUCUCAGAGUUUGGGGUCACCUGGUGGGGGCUGACCUUGUCCCCGCUGUCCCGGGGGGUUUUGGGGUGUCCCUGUCGCCAGUCUCGGAGCUCGGAGGGGUUUUGGGGUCACCCCGCUGUCCCGGGGGGUUUUGGGGUGUCCCUGUGCCAGUCUCGGAGCUCGGAGGGGUUUUGGGGUCACCUGAUGGGGCAGAAGUUGUUCCCGCUGUCUCAGGGGGUUUUUGGGGUGUCCUUGUCCCCCAUCUCAGAGUUUGGGGUCACCUGGUGGGGGCUGACCUUGUCCCCGCUGUCCCGGGGGUUUUUUGGGGUGUCCCUGUCCCCAGUCUCGGAGCUCGGAGGGGUUUUGGGGUCACCCCGCUGUCCCGGGGGGUUUUGGGGUGUCCCUGUCCCCAGUUUCGGAGGGGUCUUGGGGUCACCCCAGUGUCCCCCCCUGUUCCGGGGGUUUUGGGGUCACCUGAUGGGGGCAGAAGUUGUUCUCGCUGUCUCGGGGGGUUUUGGGGUGUCCUUGUCCCCCAUCUCGGAGCUCGGAAGGGUUUUGGGGUCACCCCCCUCUCCCAUGGGAUAUUGGGGUGUCCCCCCCCGGCGUGGAGGUCCGGGUGACCUUUGUGCUGUGGUUUGGGGGGUCCCGAGGUGACUUUGUGGGAAUUUGGGGGUCCCCGGGGUCUUUGGGGGGGGUCUGUCCUCGUCACCCCAUUUCUGUGCUUUGGGUGCUCUCCC
Molecule: messenger RNA, 2290 nt
Organism: Vidua macroura (Pin-tailed whydah)
Lineage: Eukaryota; Metazoa; Chordata; Aves; Passeriformes; Viduidae
Gene: DNAJB1
Product: DnaJ heat shock protein family (Hsp40) member B1
Exons: 3
Coding region: 81-1082 (333 amino acids)
Cellular component (GO): cytosol
Molecular function (GO): Hsp70 protein binding; transcription corepressor activity
Source: RefSeq, a predicted model, not a curated record